AUGACGGGGGUAGGUUCCGCAUCCUCUUCUGGUGAGGAACCCUUCCAUCUUGAGAAGUAUCGUCCGGCUUGCGAAGCAGCAAAAGUUCGAGAGUCAGAUCAAGUCCAGGAGUCCCCAUCUCCUUACGCCCCGAAGUCUUCUCAAAACGAAGACACUACUCACAUUCGGCCUGCCCUGACUGGGACGUCAUCUAAGAAGAAGCAUUUCCUCAACGCCAGCGUUGCAACAGCACUUGGAAGAAGCAAGAAUAAAACUGGUCGUGAAGAGCAGGCCGGAUUCGGCACCCCAUCGUCCUCAUCUCGGGGACUUGGCUACAGGAGACUUUCACACAGUGUUGUGGCUAAAAUCAAGGGCCUAUUCAAUGAUGACGAAGUGAUGCCUAUUACUAAGGAGAAUAUGCGAUCACUGAGUGAGAAUCCGAUUGAUCCCCUCCAAUCUCUAAAGCUGCAUGAGCCGGCACAGCAAUCAAAAGUCGACCUCUCGCGUACUUCUUCAUUGGGGAGCGCUAUCUACAAUUACGAUCGACAUGGAGUGUUGAAUGACAACACAACUCAAGUUGGCACAUCUAAUUCUAACCGACGAAACAGCCUGGGGACGGAUAAUGGCUCCUUAUCAAGGCGGGUUACUAUAGACAGUAUCAUAAGACGACGCAAUACGAACAGAGACGGCGAGCUCAACCAAGGGGGCGUGCGCAGGAUGAAUGAUCUUGAAAGAGCCCACCUCGCUCCGAAUCUCCUUCAACUGAACAGUCAGGCGGUAGCAGCUGGCUACCGAGAUAUCUCGGACCGUUUGAAAUAUGACCCAGAAUGGGGAGGAAGCAGCCUCGGACACUGGGUAAUUGACAUGGCAUCAGAAGGUCACUCAAUGCACCAACAGGGUUCAAUGCACCAACAGAGUGAAUCAAGCUCCUCAUCUCUAAUCGGCGACAUACAAGAAUUUAAGGAUUUCGACGGUGUUUUCCCAUUUUCCGAUAGUUCAUCAUCCCAGCGCGAGUCAAUCGAUUCUGAGGGGUUUCCCGCAUUCACUAUUGAAGACAGUGCAGAUGCAACACAUUUCCUUCCCAACCCCACCAAUCCCCGUACCUCAGUUAGCACUCGCGCAGACACUCGCGUAGAUUCCUGGCACUUUAACGACAAUAAUUUGUUGCCUGCAAUUCCUGCAAUUCCUCGCCAGGAACAGUUUUCUUCUCCCGAACCUCAGUCGGAAAGAUCCAGUUUUUCGUCCCAACAAGAAACUGCGCACCACAAUAGAGGCAUUUCAGGACCUGAACAAACCGUCGAACAAGCAAAUCCCACACAUUCGACAUACCUUUCCGACUGGUUGUGUUCCCAUUGUGGCUUCUUGAAUCUUCCGAGACGAACUGCCUGCCUGCAGUGCUGGGAAGAACGUGCAGAAUCUCUAGGCGACAUAGGUCGACGUAACCGCCGGGUAACUUUCGCAGAGCCCACGAAAUUCGAGGGCAAACACGCUUCAGCCAUGGCAGGAUACAAUGCAUCUCUCGUCGAUGCAUCGCUCAUUCCCGAGCCGCUCAAAAUCAAGUCUUGCCUCAAGGCAAAGACUCAAGAAUCUCAAACCGCCGACAAGAGUACCCAGACUGGGAUUCAGGGCUCUGAUGGACCGGCUUCUCAUCAGAAUCAGCAGACCAAUGCCACCGAAGCUACCGCUACGUCCAACGAGGCCGAGAAGACCGCCGACGAUAUCAUCAAGGAAGGACUAAAGGAGAUGGAAGCUAUCAUGAACGAGGCUAAGGAGAAGAACGAGAUCAUGCGAGGCCUGCUAGAGUUGAUGGAGGAAAUAGUGCAAAAGAAGAUGUCCGAGAAGCGUAAGGCUAAAGACUAAGCCAUUGGUCGCACAUGAGGCGAGCCACGCUCGUAUUCACGGAUCUGCCAGAUGGGCCGGAUCACAUUUGCGUAUCACAUUUGCGUAUGCGUUACAUGAUUUUGAGAUGGAGAGCUGGAGGAUGAGUAGGAGAUGAUGCUAGGAGACGGGUAGCAAACCACACGGCAUGGAAGGAAAUGCCAGGAGAAGCCAGUAUAUGGCAAGAUGGCUAGAGCUCAUAUUACGUACAGGGAAUUCUUCACCCUUCUCAUUGCCUUUCUUGAACAUACAGUUCAAUAUGUCCGAUUUUGUACAAUAGCACGAUUGAAAACCCGAAAACCAUUGAGG
This is a messenger RNA of Daldinia vernicosa, 2166 nucleotides long. RefSeq lists its product as uncharacterized. The coding region runs from base 1 to 1839 and encodes 612 amino acids. The transcript has a single exon. Lineage: Eukaryota; Fungi; Ascomycota; Sordariomycetes; Xylariales; Hypoxylaceae. The record is from RefSeq and is a predicted model, not a curated record.